This is a messenger RNA of Bufo gargarizans (Asiatic toad), 2795 nucleotides long. RefSeq names its product tumor suppressing subtransferable candidate 4 (gene TSSC4). The transcript is spliced from 3 exons. Lineage: Eukaryota; Metazoa; Chordata; Amphibia; Anura; Bufonidae. Bases 296 to 1198 code for a protein of 300 amino acids. The record is from RefSeq and is a predicted model, not a curated record.
UUUUCCUGUAGCUAAGCGCCUGAAACCCGGGAACUGGUGACCUCUGACCCCCGCGGCAUGGAGGCUGAGCAGAGAGAAGCAAUUAUCGCUGAGCUCAGAGCCAUUCAGAGCAGCACGGACAGUCUGUAAGGUUUCAUCUUCAGCUGAAGUCCAGUCUCUAAAACAGCUGGUGGAGUUCACGGACCCCGAAAAAGGAGAGCUACUGCAAGCCCAGAACAAGGCAUCUGAGUCUUUAUCCGUGUGGAAGAGACUGUUUUCUGCCGCCGCACCACCGUUGCCCCCCAGCCCUUGAGUCAUGUCAGACGGAAGAGACAGCACUGCAAAACCUUUCAGUGCUUUUGAAUACGAAUCCCCUAAUGACCCUGACACAAUCUCACUUAGCGAUUCAGACCCUGAAUCGGCAGAUGAAGCAGAGGUGACGUCUCUUAGUCCUGGAGAAGAAGAAGAAGAGGAGGAGGAGGAUGAUGAAGAUGACACUAGACGGGGAGAAAAGCAAAAAGAGCAAAAAUCUUCAGUGCUUCCAUUCACCCUAAAGGGAGGCAAUGCACGCUUCUCCCAGCGCAGCCAUGACAUCUUUGGAGGUCUUCUAGGCGUACAGAAAAGUUCACCUCUUGACCGACAGAAUAGAAAACGCGAGGUAGUGUUGUCUGAUGACGAGAAUGAAGAAAUUUCUGAUAGUGUCAUUGGUGAUGUCGAAGCAGCACCUGUCAAACCAACCAGUAAGGGUUCUACCAGUGCAAAAACCGUGGGUCCCACUGGACGCGUACCAGAUUAUUUGGCGCACCCGGAACGGUGGACAAAAUACAGCUUGGAGAAUGUUCCUGAUACCAGCGAUCGAACAAACCGCAAUACAGCUCUCAACUUUCUAACUGAGCUAAAGCAUCAAAAGGAAGCUCAAGAGGUCCCCAAAGAGGCCAGCUUAUGUUCUUUCAACCAGGACUCCUCCAGUUCUGGAGAGGGCAGAAUUCUCUUUUCAAGGCCCACCAAAAAGGGCCAACAGAGCAGUGAUAAAAGAGGGUUACAGUCGGGAUCUCUGGGCAUGUCCGAGGCGCUGACUGAAGAAGGAAAAGACGAAAGUGAAAAGGUGCCAGGCGAGCGGGCAGGGGCCGAGACCUUGGGGUUCCAUGGAGUGAAAAAACGAGCCCGAAAAAAUAUUAGGCCUAAAAAAGUUAUUGAAGAAGAAGGAGACUCUUCUUAAAGAAGUUGAAGAUGAUCAUGGGUUAGACUUGGCUAAACCUAAAAUGUAAUAAUACACGUAAAAAGUUAGUAACAUUGUGCAGAUAGCGAGAUGCUAAAUUUAAAAAUGUCUCCCACCAUGAUCACUACAUGUCUCCAGCUCUGAGAACCUCCUGAGACAUUUACAUACAUAAGUGUGAAUGAAGCCAGCAGCUCUUUUUAUAAUCUUCUCUCGUAUAAUGGGAGGAGUUUUUACAUAUUGUGGUCCUUUAAAUGGAUGCACAAUUCUUCACAUAGCGUAUUGCAGUGAGUGCUUCAUAACUUCUUUGCUUGUGUACAUUUUACAAAUCCAUGGAAAAAGAAUGCAUGUGUAGGGUCCUUCGCUCAGGGACUGGAUCAUUAGUUGUUACCGAAGAACCUAUUUCCUAGCCCUAAACAAUCCUAUCAGUUUCCUUAAAGAAAACCCGUUAGAGCAGUGUUCCUCAACUCUGGUCCUCAGGGCCCACCUGCCGGUCAUGUUUUCAGGAUUUCCUUGGUAUUGAGCAGGGGAUAUAAAUAGUUUCCAUGCAUCAGGACUUACCACAGGUAUUCAUUCUGUGGGAUAUUCUCAAAUCAUGACCAGUCGGUGGGCCCUGCUCCCUUUAUUAUGCUUUGUUUUGGCACCAAGGAUAGAAGGGCCAGGUUUUUGUUUUUUCCUUCAACCCAAGGGCCAGUUUCCCCCUCCCUCCUUUCUCUGAAUGCAGUUAAAGAGAGGAGUCCUUCAUAGGAUGUCUCCACCCAGUAGGGCAGAUGAUGGGACUCUCUCCACGGGCCCCAAAGUGGCUGCAGGAUCUGCCUCUAUGGUAGUAAUACACCAACAAACGAAACUGCCACUGGGGCAGGUAUUUUUUCCCUAUUGUGGGGCAGCUUUAAUGAUAUGUCACACGUGAUUUAUACUUGAUUUUCUCUCCAGGACUAGACUUUUCUCUGGUCAAGUAUAGAAAUGAUAUAUGCACAAUCACUUCCUGCCCGGGAAAGCCCAAGGGGGGGAGAUUUAUCAUCUCCUUUGUGCCCGAAAAAGUGGCAUUAAAAAGUUGCAAACUAUAUGGUUGCAACUUUUUAAAAACAAUUGUCGCAUCUCCUAGUUUUAUGCCAUCCUAGCCACUUUUCAUAAAGGCAGCGUGGCCAGCAGCCGCCACAAAUUUAUCUUCACUUUUGCCAGUUUUCUCGCACAAAUGAAGCCAUAAAUUUACGGCAGCUCAGAGCUUUCUGUUUAGGCGCACGGACUGCAGGAGGAUGAGCCUAAUUCUUAAUGAGGCCUGAGCCUCGUCCCCAGAGUAGGGGAUAUCAAGACUGGAGCAGAAAGCGCUGGUCUUUAUAAAUCUCCCCCAAUAUGAAUAUGCUCAGGUAAAAUUAACCCCCAUCCCCCUCCUUCCCAGACGGAGUUAGUAAAUUUAGGAAUAACCCUUCUGACAGGUCCUCAGCACUUGAUCAGGGGGCUUGUACAAAUACCAUUGAUGUGUAUGGUAGAGGAAUUGUGUGUUUUUGACUUAGACGUUGCAUUCAGGCUCUUCCUUUUUGUAACUUUUGAUGUUUGUUUUGCUGAAACUAUGAUUAAAGGGUGACUGGCAAAAUCUUAA